This is a messenger RNA of Beta vulgaris subsp. vulgaris (sugar beet), 414 nucleotides long. RefSeq lists its product as uncharacterized. The transcript has a single exon. The record is from RefSeq and is a predicted model, not a curated record. The coding region runs from base 1 to 414 and encodes 137 amino acids. Lineage: Eukaryota; Viridiplantae; Streptophyta; Magnoliopsida; Caryophyllales; Amaranthaceae.
AUGGAUUGGUUAUCCAAGUACAAAUUCGACAUUAAUUGCCUUAACCAUGAGAUAACCCUUAGAAGACCUGAUGGGUGCAAGUUUUCUUAUCAAAGAAGAAAAGCCAAACCCCGUAUUAUCUCAACCUCAAAAGUAUUCAAACUACUUGCGAAGGGUUGUUACGGAUACAUUUGCAAUGUAAUAGACCUAACAAAACCUGAAGACUCUUUGUCUGACAUCCCUAUAGUUAAAGAGUACCCUGACGUGUUUCCAGAAGAGAUACCUGGUAUGCCUCUACAAAGAGAAAUAGACUUUAGCAUCGACCUUAUUCCGAGAGAAACCCCUAUCUCAAAGGCACCAUAUAGAAUGGUACCCGCUGAAUUGCAUGAAUUGAAGAAGCAACUGGAUGAAUUGCUUGAGAAAGAAUACGUCUGA